AUGAGCUGGUGGUGGGCGGGAGCUGUUGGCGCCGCUAAGAAAAAGUUGGAAGGAGCUGAUGCGUCAGCACCAGAAGGCUACCAAAGCGUGGCGCUAGUGAUCGGCGUAACGGGCAUCGUGGGCAACAGCCUGGCGGAGAUCCUCCCGCUCCACGACACGCCCGGCGGUCCCUGGAAGGUGUACGGCGUCGCGCGCCGUCCCCGCCCAGAUUGGAGCGUUGACCACCCCGUUGACUACAUCCAAUGCGACAUCUCGGACCCGGAAGACACCAAAGCCAAGCUCUCCGAAUUAACCGACGUCACCCACAUCUUCUACGUGACGUGGACCAGCAGAGCCAAUGAGAUCGAGAAUUGCGAGGCCAACGGCGCAAUGUUCCGCAACCUCCUACGUGUCGUGAUCCCAGUGGCUCCUAAUCUCCGCCACGUCAGCCUCCAAACCGGCACCAAACACUACCUUGGGCCGUUCGAGUGCAUUGGCAAGAUUAAAGCCCAUGACCCGCCUUUCACCGAGGACCUGCCGAGGCUGGACGUGCCCAAUUUUUACUACACUUUGGAGGACAUAUUGUUAGAAGAGGUCCAGAAAAAAGAGGGCCUGACUUGGUCCGUCCACAGGCCCUACAACAUUUUUGGGUUUUCUCCUCACAGCUUGAUGAACAUAAUUGGGACGCUUUGUGUCUACGCUGCUAUAUGCAAGCAAGAGGGCAAACCCCUGAAGUUUCCCGGCAGCAAAGUGGCUUGGGAGUGUUAUGCGAUGGCCUCGGACGCUGACCUGAUAGCGGAGCAGCACAUAUGGGCGGCGGUGGACCCGAAUGCCGCAAACGAAGCGUUUAAUAUAAACAAUGGGGAUGUGUUUAAGUGGAAGCAGUUUUGGAAGGGGUUGGCGGAGCAGUUUGGGAUUGAGGAGCAUGGGUUUUAUGAGGAGGAGGGUGAGGGGAGGUUGAGCUUGGUGGAGAUGAUGAAGGGGAAGGAGGGCGUGUGGGAGGAGAUUGUGAAGGAGAAUGAGCUGCAGCCUACGAAGCUGGAGGAGGUUGGGGUGUGGUGGUUUGCUGACUAUGUGUUGGGCGGGGAGGCUGUUUUGGACAGUAUGAAUAAGAGCAAGGAGCAUGGGUUUUUGGGGUUUAGGAACUCCUACAAGUCUUUCAUUUCAUGGAUUGAGAAGAUGAAAUCUUACAAGAUUGUACCAUGA
This is a messenger RNA of Prunus armeniaca (apricot), 1185 nucleotides long. The record is from the annotation of a GenBank genome assembly. NCBI's taxonomy places the organism in Eukaryota, Viridiplantae, Streptophyta, Magnoliopsida, Rosales, Rosaceae.